Molecule: messenger RNA, 964 nt
Organism: Dendrobium catenatum
Lineage: Eukaryota; Viridiplantae; Streptophyta; Magnoliopsida; Asparagales; Orchidaceae
Product: DNA-directed RNA polymerases II, IV and V subunit 6A
Exons: 6
Coding region: 122-550 (142 amino acids)
Biological process (GO): DNA-templated transcription
Cellular component (GO): nucleus; RNA polymerase III complex; RNA polymerase I complex
Molecular function (GO): DNA-directed RNA polymerase activity; DNA binding
Source: RefSeq, a predicted model, not a curated record
UAUAUAAAUAAUUAUCGUCUUCUCCUCUAAGGUCACGACGGCUUGAAGCUAGGGUUUUGGGCGACAAUUUAACGCAGGGCACGACCGGAAGAACUUGGGAAAGCAAUAGGUUAUUGGUAACAUGGCAGAUGAUGACUACAACGAUAUGGACAUGGGGUAUGAGGAUGAGCCACCUGAACCUGAAAUUGAGGAAGGUGCUGAGGUAGAGGAAGAAAACAAUGAUGAUGUUCCAGAUGAUAUUAUUGGUGCUGAAAAUGAAGAAAAGGAGCAAGAACCAGUUGAGCAUCCUAGGAAAACAUCCAAGUACAUGACAAAGUAUGAGCGUGCAAGGAUAUUAGGAACACGUGCUCUUCAGAUCAGCAUGAAUGCGCCUGUAAUGGUUGAGCUUGAAGGUGAAACUGAUCCUCUGGAGAUUGCGAUGAAAGAGCUUCGAGAGCGCAAGAUACCCUUCACCAUUCGAAGGUAUCUUCCUGAUGGGAGUUAUGAAGAUUGGGGAGUUGACGAACUGAUAGUAGAGGACUCCUGGAAGCGGCAGGUUGGUGGGGAUUGAGAGGGCCUUCAAGCCUCUCAUCCAUUCCUGCAGGAUCUGGAAAUGGACCCUAUAUCUCUUGUUUAUAGACUUUUUAUCUGCCGUUGUUUUAGGGCUAAAAAUCACGCUGAACUGUGAAUGGAUGUUGCGCAACUUUUGUCUUUAAUGGAUGGAAUUUGAGUGGAAAUGAGAGUGAUUGACGUAGUCAUAUACAGCUCUCUUUGGCUCUUUGGCCUAUUGGUUGUGAGCUAAGGCUUCCAACUAAGAGGUCUAAGGUUCGAGUAUUUCUGUAUGAGUUUAUCUUAAAUGGCCUAAAUGUACCCAAAAAAAUUUGUCGUAGUCAGUGGAUGUCCUUUUUUACUUGUUUAAUGAAUAGUCGCUCUCUAUUAUUGUUAGUGUUGCAGUGUUUUUAAAUCUAUUUUGUGAAUUUUUCUA